Molecule: messenger RNA, 1434 nt
Organism: Musa acuminata AAA Group (dessert banana)
Lineage: Eukaryota; Viridiplantae; Streptophyta; Magnoliopsida; Zingiberales; Musaceae
Product: LOB domain-containing protein 4-like
Exons: 2
Coding region: 315-1160 (281 amino acids)
Source: RefSeq, a predicted model, not a curated record
CCACCUGCACCGGUGGCUCUGUGAGCUCUCAUGUUCCCCAUCAUUUCGAGAAUGUCACUGAAUAGCUCCGUUGCUGUUAACACCGUGGGAUUGUCCGGCCAACAGCACACCGGCAUACCUUCUUUUCCUUUUUCUGGUCUACCGUCGUGGUCUGUGAGUGGCUCAGUUAGAGCUCUGACCACUGGAGACUCGUGAGCUUUGCAGCACAAACACAUCUAAUUAGUCUUUGCGCCCACUUUUUGCUUGCAGGGACGUACUACUCUGCAAUUGUGAGAUCAGGACCCCAGAAAGGACGUGAGAGACGACAAGGAAGCAUGGAGCAAGGUAGGCCCAACACCGUCGAGAUCUCCUCACCAUGUACGUUUCGACUGUGUUUGCCACCAACACCAUCAUCUUGUCUUCAGACACCCACACCAUCUCCUCCCUUGCCUUCCCUUCCCUUCUCCCUCUCCCUCACCCAUCUUUGCUUUAUUGUCUCCUCGCUUGUCGUUGCUUGCUUUCUCUUUUUCUGUUCUCUUCUUCUGGGAGGUUAUUUAAGGCAAGGUUGGAUUCCGACAUGGGCUGUAAGAAGCAGUUGGUGCGGACAGAUUGAAGCCGGGAAGUGUAGAAGGAUGAAAGGGGAAGGGAGGAAGCACACCACGGCUUCGCCAUGCGCGGCAUGCAAGCUCUUACGGCGCCGGUGCACGCAGGGUUGCGUCUUUGCUCCCCACUUCCCCUCCGACGAGCCGCAGAAGUUCGCCAGCGUGCACAAGGUGUUCGGCGCUAGCAAUGUCAGCAAACUCUUGCGGGAGAUAGCGGCGCAGCACCGAGGAGACGCUGUGAGCAGCCUGGUGUACGAGGCGAACGCCCGGGUGCGAGAUCCAGUCUACGGGUGUGUGGGCGCCAUCACCUCCCUCCACUGCCAAAUCCAGGCUCUCCAGGCACAACUGGCCGUGGCUCGAGCCAAGAUGCUGCACUUGCGCAUGAGUCACGCCGCCUACCUCGCCCGCUUCACCCACACCGCCAUGGCCACCGCGAGCACCUCCUACACGGGCUCUUCGUCCAUGUCGCCCGAGCACAAGCAGCUGAUGGAGCCUGACACGACCAAGUCAGUGUUUCCGCUGGACAUGGCGAUGCUGGACCAGUCUAACUUGGGAGAGCCACAGAUUUGGUCAUGUUAAGACCCGCCAUUACACCAACGCAUUCCUCCUCAUGUGCACGGGCAGUCUGGUCAACCUGAUCGAUCAUGUAUGCACAGCACAUUGCAGCAUUUUUGUUCUGGAUAUAGGCUGCACGCAUCUGACCCCUCACAUGAAAGUAUAUAUUACAUGGUUAUAUGUAACCUCUUGACGAUUAAUUUGCUUCAUAUCUCAUCAAUAUGAAGUGAUUAGUUGAGAUAUUAUUAUUUGGACAACACCAAAGGAAUUUGACCGUUGGAGCGUGCGUCACGUGACC